AUGCCCGCCGAGCGACGGCUCUACAACCGCUUGGGGGUGCCUCCAAAUGCUUCGCCGGAAGACAUCAAGCGCGCGUACAAGCGGCUGGCGCUCAAGCAUCACCCGGACCGGGGCGGCGAUGCCAAGGCCUUCCAGGACUUGAGCUCGGCUUACGAAGUUCUGAGCGAUCAGGACCGCCGAGCACAGUAUGACCAACUGGGUGAUGAGGGCUACGAGCAGGCUCAGCAGAUUCAGCCCCGAGCACGCACCGGCACAGACCAAGCAGUCUUCGACCUCUUCAGAAGCUUCUUUGCAGACAGAGAGGGUUUCGACAGCUUAUUUGGUGCCCGCCAUUCUGCGAUGCCCGUGAAGGCUAGCAUUCCUGUGACGCUGCAAGAUGUGUUCAUGGGGUCGAUCAAGAAGGUCGGCAUCAAGAGGACAUCUCCGUGCGACUCCUGUGUAGCCGGCGAAAGUCCCGGGCCUGCUUGUCGCACAUGCGAGGGCUCCGGAGUUCGGAUCCGCCGCUUGGGUGGGCCAGGAUUUCUUCAGGUGCAGAUGGCCUGCCAAGACUGCCAGGGGCGAGGCUGGCUGUCCAGAGGCAGGUGCAAGCUCUGCCACGGCUGCGGGCAACGCGAGGAGCACGAGGUGCGGCUGACUGCGCGGACUGUGCGGCCUUGA
This is a messenger RNA of Symbiodinium necroappetens, 657 nucleotides long. The record is from the annotation of a GenBank genome assembly. NCBI's taxonomy places the organism in Eukaryota, Dinophyceae, Suessiales, Symbiodiniaceae.